Abrus precatorius (Indian licorice) is the source of this 1263-nucleotide messenger RNA. RefSeq lists its product as uncharacterized. NCBI's taxonomy places the organism in Eukaryota, Viridiplantae, Streptophyta, Magnoliopsida, Fabales, Fabaceae. The transcript is spliced from 2 exons. The coding region runs from base 1 to 807 and encodes 268 amino acids. The record is from RefSeq and is a predicted model, not a curated record.
AUGGCGCCUCGCCUCUGGUCAUGCUUCCGCCACAAGCACGCCGGAGCCCCUCACGACGGAAACGGCGCGGCCGAAGAGGCGGCGGAGGGUGAGGGACCGGUGCUGGUGGAGAUGUUCACGUCGCAGGGGUGUCCCACAUCGCCGGCGGCGGACCUUCUGUUCUCUCGGUUGGGGAGAGGUGACUUCCAGCUGGCAGGGCCGGUGGUGCUGUUGGCCUUCCACGUGGACUAUUGGGAUUACAUGGGCUGGAGGGACCCAUUUGGGUCCAGCCAGUGGACCGUUAGACAGAAGGCCUAUGUUGAGGCCCUUGGGCUUGACACUUUGUUUACCCCACAGGUUGUAGUACAAGGCAAGGCCCAAAUCCUUUUAAAUGACGAGAAUACCCUCAUAUCUGCCAUCUCCUCUGCUCCUAGGUUCCCUGCGCCCCGCUUCCAGGCAACUUUCAAUAGGCCUACAUCAGAUUUUUUGGAAGUCACCCUAAAUGGAGCAUUGAGGAGCAAGGUGGACUGUGAUGGUGCAGAUAUAAUGGUAGCACUAUACGAAACUGGUUUGGUUACUGACUGUCCAAGAGGGGAAAACAAAGGGCGUGUUCUAUCCAAUGACUAUGUUGUUAGAAAACUCGAAAAGCUCUGCACUGUCAAAGACCACCCUGCUAAGAAGACAAUAUCGGGAACAGUUAGUUUUUCCCUGUGGGAUACAUUCAACUGCAGCAGGUGUGGCCUGGCGGUAUUUGUUGAAAGCAGCUCUCAUGAAAUUUUUGGUUCUCAGAAUUUUCAGAUUCCUGAUGAUAUAUGUGAUACUCAGUAAUUAGUUUUUUAAGUGAUGAUAUAUAUGUACAGGACGAGUUCUGUUUUAACGUAAUAUUGGAGAGAAAAAUUGAAAUUGUGGCCUACUUUGUUGUACCUGAAACACAGCAUAUAGUUUGUUUCUUCCUAUAUUGGAGACACGUUACGCUAGUUGUCUGCUAGAUUCGAUUGCGCAUCAUUGGCGAAUCAGUUGGCUUGCCCUCUUUGGUGGCUACCAACGUCCCAUUUUAUUUAAUUGAUCUAUUACACGAUCAUUAUUUUCAGUAAUACCCAAGAUAGGACGCUAAACAUACACCGAAUAGAAGUAGCUUAGGUUUUGAGAAAUUAAAAGAAAUUCAUCCACUUUUAAAAAGCACCAUAAGAUGCAUGCGUUGGGUGGAGGGGAGAAGGAGGAGCGAGUAGCUAGUGUGCAAAACAAUUCUAUGAUGACCUAUGUUUGAUCAUAACAAAGAUGCAG